Danaus plexippus (monarch butterfly) is the source of this 2580-nucleotide messenger RNA. RefSeq lists its product as uncharacterized. The transcript is spliced from 10 exons. The record is from RefSeq and is a predicted model, not a curated record. Bases 127 to 1476 code for a protein of 449 amino acids. NCBI's taxonomy places the organism in Eukaryota, Metazoa, Arthropoda, Insecta, Lepidoptera, Nymphalidae.
UUUGUCAAAUCGACAUUCGAUGUUGUGGCAUUCAAUAUGUUUCGAAAUAUCUCAUAGUUUAACCAUUAACGCUUUUUAGGAGCUAGUAUUAUAUUUUAUACAAAUAUAAGUGAUGUUUUCAAAAAGAUGACGGAGACAGAAACAGUUGACAUUGAGAAGGAGCUAGAUGAACUUCUUACAGAAAUCCAGCCAAAUUUACAAGAUGUUAUCAAAAGAAGUUUCACAAACGUUGCUCUACAACAGACUAGAAAUGGGGAACAAAUUAAGCCUGAUAUAUUGGAAGAUACUUCAUACUUUGCUAAAAAUACUCAGGUAAACCUGACAAGGUUGGCAUUAGUUAGACCUCCAACAUUCCACAUGCAGAAUGUAUCUCUGGACCUUAAAUCCAUGGAACUCCAGUUGAAGUGUUCACUAGGUGAAGUUAAUAUUACAGGGUUGUACAGUGCAUAUAAUGAAAACCUAUACAACCUCAUACCUGUUAUGGCUGAAGGACAUUUACUUAUAACAUUAUCAAACAUGACUGCAGAUGUGAAUGUUGGACUUAUUCUUGAAGAUGACGCAUUCUCCUUUAUCAACCCUGGCAUUGAUUUUCUUCAUGAUGAAGUGUUGCUGAAGCUGUCAUGGAGAUCACCACAAAGAGAUGGAGGUUACGAGUAUACAACCACGGAACAGUUAGCUAAACAUAUUGAUGACCUUCCUCUAACGGCUGCAUUGUCUCUUCCUCUGUUUGCGCUACUCCGUCAGAAGCUAGAGCGACAUUUGAAUCAAGUACUCCGACAAGCGACCAGCGUGUCUGAUCUCAUGACUUGCAACCCCAGUAUGAUGGAGGCUUACAGUUCAAUGGUUGAUCAAUUGGCGCUGAAUGGUAACAGAGUGGUGGACCUUGUUUUGAUAAAUAUGAGACGAACGCUCCUACAGACUUGCGCCGAAGUUCUCGAACUACCCUCGCUACACGCAACUUUCAUGCACAAGAUAGGUUCAGCGUCUUUUAUCGGCAAGUUUGAGUCUGACACGGGCUGGAUGAAGAACCUGGCGACCAUCAACAGAAUUAAUGACGUCAGCAUCACAAGACCAGACCAGCUCAAGACGAGCUUCCAUGUCACACUGAGGAUUAAAGAUUUGCAGAUCGGCUACGACGAGUACCGUGUGAGGGGCGCGGGGGGGAAUGUCGGGGUGGGGGGAAGGGUUGCGGCCGCGCUCCCAAACAACAGGGUACACCUCGCGAUCACAGUAGGACUCACGAGGUGGGAACCCUACGCUCAGCUCGACGACCUCCGGGUACACUGUAUGGACGGUAUGGACCUCCACAUCAGCGGUCUGGGUCCUCUGAGUGUACUCGCCGGUUCCGUCCGUUCGUGGUUGCGAGGCGCGAUCAGUUCCCACGCGGCACCGGCCCUAGCGGCACAACUGCAGCACGAGCUACGAGCGGCACUCGCUGAACUGCGCCUGUGGGAGGUGCUGCACGCUAAACACUAGCCGUUUACAAUGCAUCAGCUAUGACGUUACCGCUGUGACGUCACAAAAUACGAUAGAUUUCUGAUAUCAUAGAAUAACAUCAUAUAGGAAGUACUUCAGCGCUAAACAAUAAGUUCAUUGACAAGGUAUUUAGUGGUGACGUCAUACGUGACAGUGCGACCUUCAAAAACAAAAUAAUGAUGUUAAAAGAGAAACGCUAGCAAAAUUUACAACUACCCAACAUAAAAGUGUAAAGCACCAUCUUCAUAUCAAAUGGUAACUAAAGAAGGGCCCGAGUGUGACGUCACAACCACACUGGAACAUAGAGCAUACAAACAUUUAUGACGUCAAAAUAGAAACGCGUUUGUUCACCAAUAAUUUUCAAUGAGACUAAAGCGAAUAUUUUAAAUCUUUUUUUAUUGAUUCAUCUUACCAAAUUUUAACAAUCAUCAACAAUUACUGGCUGUUUAAAGACUGAUAAAACAUCACUAUAUAAGUUAUUUAUCUUCUUUAUAUUCCCUUUUUUUAUAAUUAAAAGCAAAGGACUUCAAUCGCAAGGAUCACAAUAUAUAUUUUGUUAUUGGAAUACAUUUUAUUGUAAUCGCUAUUCAAAUGCUAUUAUUUGAUUUCUUUUUUUUUCUAAUCUGUUUUAGACAAAAAAAAAAGUAUUUAUGUGAGACAGUUGUCCUAAAUUAAUUACGCCAAUUCAACGGAUUUAGUUAUAAAGCACGUAUGCUAAACUUUAAAUUGAUUCUGUUACAAAGAAUAACAACAUUAAUAUUUUAUUAUUUUCAUACGUUAUAUACAAUUUUACUCCUUAAUCUAUUAGCAAUAUUUGUUUUUUUUGUCAUUUCUUUGAUUGAAAUUGAUAUUACUCGAUAACCGUAGCACCUAGCUUGUGUUUUAUGAUGUUAAUCUGCAUUUGCCUGUUAUCUAAUGUAAGUGAAAAUAUUUGUUACCCUAGUAGUAAAUAAAAUAAAUUAAUUGGUAUUAAUGACAGCAAUAAUGUUUUAACUUUUAACGUCAUCAGAGCAAAAUGUAAAUCGGUUGUGUCUUGAGACUAUUUUGUAUUUGUUUUACUUUAUUAUAUAAUUUGUUCAAUAAAAAUCAUGGUUGCUGUUAGAA